Impatiens glandulifera is the source of this 1277-nucleotide messenger RNA. RefSeq lists its product as uncharacterized. Lineage: Eukaryota; Viridiplantae; Streptophyta; Magnoliopsida; Ericales; Balsaminaceae. The transcript has 10 exons. The record is from RefSeq and is a predicted model, not a curated record. Gene Ontology annotation, biological process: nucleobase-containing compound metabolic process. The coding region runs from base 112 to 1116 and encodes 334 amino acids. Gene Ontology annotation, molecular function: 3'-5' exonuclease activity; RNA binding.
CUUGUUAAAACAGGAGAGAGAAAAGGAAAAGAAGGAAUGAAACCGCCGCAACAUCAUCAUCAUCGUCACUGACUUAAGAACAGUUUCAAAUCAGUUCAUAUCCUUUUGAUUAUGGAUUUUCCGACGAACUCUCAUCAGUCAAACGGUCCUCUUCCUUCUGAUCUUGGUGGAAAGCAUGAUGAUCAUGAAGAAUUUCUGUCAACAGUUCCAAUUCAUACGGUUACCCAUCCAUCUCAACUACCAAAUGAAUUUCUCUACCCAUCCUCUCAAAAACAGAUGGUUGUUGGAUUUGAUUGUGAAGGUGUAGACCUAUGUCGACAUGGGCCCCUUUGCAUUAUGCAGCUAGCAUUUCCGGAUGCUAUGUACUUGAUUGAUGUUAUGCAAGGCGGGAGUGAUUUGAUGAAAGCUUGUAAACCUGCUUUAGAAUCCAGCCACAUUACAAAAGUCAUUCAUGAUUGCAAAAGGGACAGUGAGGCUUUGUAUUUUCAAUUUGGAAUCAAGUUACAGAAUGUGGUGGAUACACAGAUUGCAUAUUAUCUUAUAGAGGAACAAGAAGGGAGAAAAAGAGCACAUGAUGACUACAUUUCUUUUGUUGAUCUUCUUGCAGAUUCACGCUAUUGUGGUGUAUCAUAUGAUGAAAAGAAAGAAGUCCGCACAAUAAUGAGGGGGGAUCCCAAAUACUGGACAUACAGACCUCUGUCUGAACAGAUGGUUCGUGCAGCUACAGACGACGUUCGGUUUCUUCCUUACAUUUACAAAAAGAUGAUGGAGAAGCUUAGUGAAAGGUCCUUAUGUCUAUUAGCGAUUCGUGGUGCACUAUAUUGUCGUUGUUUCUGUAUCGUUGAUGAUGGAUACAAAGAUUGGCCACCUCUUCCUUCCAUUCCAGGUAAUGAUGCUACUAUAGAAGAGGAGAUCCUAUCAUACCUUGAUAUUCCUCCUGGAAAAAUGGGAUGUGUGAUCGGAAGGAAAGGAUCUUCCAUCUUAUCCAUUAAGGAGUCUUGCAACGCUGAAAUUGUUCUAGGAGGAUCGAAAGGACCACCAGAAAAGGUUUUCAUCUUAGGUUCUGUGAAGCAAGUGAGGAAGGCAGAAGCUCUUUUAAGAGGUAGGAUAGUAUGAAAACAAAAAACUUACUCUUUUUUUUCUUUGCUCUCAUAAUGUUUAAAGACAAAAUUUACUAGUUGAAUGAAAACACCACAUGAAAAACACCUUUGAAUCACCCUAAAACCUGCUUGGACCCGAGCCUUUGAAGUUUAAUGGAUUGUGUUUUUCUUCUCUGA